UCGGGCGGCGUUGAAAUGUGACAGACUAGAUGAUUAGGACCACUCCUAUUGUCACUUCUGGCUUUGUGUCCAUGUGCGUGUGUUUCAGUAAUGGCACGGGUGUAUUUCAUUGGGAAUGAAAUGUAGCAUAUCAAUAAUAGACGGUUGCGCAUGACGCUUUUCGGAUAGAAAAAUAGAUCCAAGAACUGAAACUUAACUCAAACUAAACGGUUGACUUUGCAAACUGGUAUUUGUAGAUUUAAAAGAAGAAGAAGAAGAAAAGACAUAAAAAGAAAAAUAUUUUUACUGAAUAACAUUUUAAUCAUCAUGUUUGGUUUAGGAUUAGGACUAUUUGGAGAGACGCCGAUCCCGGCAAUGUUUCCGCUACCAACGCUUCAUUUUACGCCAAAUCAAGUUGCAAAGGUCUGCGAGACUUUGGAGGAAAGUGGCGACGUUGAGAGACUCGGUCGUUUCUUGUGGUCACUGCCGGUCAACCCUUCGACCUGCGACGCACUGAACAGACACCAAUCGGUACUGAGGGCACGAGCCCUUGUUGCCUUCCACUCGGGCAACUUUAGGGACCUGUAUCACAUCCUGGAGACUCAAAAGUUCUCCAGAGAAUCUCACCCGAAACUCCAGGCGAUAUGGAUGGAGGCGCGCUACCAAGAAGCGGAGAAAAUCAGGGGCAGACCCCUGGGUCCGGUCGACAAGUACAGGGUGAGGAAGAAGUAUCCGCUGCCGAGAACAAUCUGGAACGGAGAACAAAAAUCGCACUGUUUCAAGGAGAGAACGAGGAACCAUCUCCGGGAAUGGUAUCUCCAAGACCCGUACCCGAAUCCCAGUAAGAAACGCGAACUUGCCGAGGCCACCGGUCUAACGCCGACACAAGUUGGGAACUGGUUCAAGAACCGCCGGCAGAGAGACAGAGCCGCUGCCGCAAAAAAUAGGUUACAUCGAAAGAAUCCAGACGACCAGAAGCGUGGAUCCGAAUCCCUGCACAGCCCAGACGAGAGCACGUCUAAAGACCACUACAUGACCCACGACUCCGCCGCCAUCAACACCGACUCCUUCUCAGAGUCAGACGAUGACGACGACAUGUUUGAUGCGCGCAGUAAUACCAGUUCGACGUCACCGAGAGCCACGGAGCCGCGUAACGACGUCCCCGAACACCCAGCGGAUAGUUCGGGAACGCUAGACUUGUCAAACAAAUAUAGGCCGUACGAAACAUGAAAUAUGUCCGUGUGUUUUCUGUGAAAACGUUUUUAAAACUGUGACGUGAAUCUCAAGUGUCGUGAUGUUGGUGUCUUACUACAAACAUUUCAUGACGAGCACAACUCAAGUGUUUUGUUGUAAUGCAUGUUGACAGUUAGGAGCCAUUCGGAACUCCUUGGCCGAUUCCACGAUUGAGAAUCCGAAAUUGACCGAGCUGUUCCGAAUGAGUUAGGAGCGUAGCAAAAUAAUCAACCAGUCCAUUUAUUGUAUUCUGCAUUUCGCGUGCACCAGCACGUGAAUAAUGUUAUUUGUUAUUUCUGUGUGAAAUACAAAAUUGUUUUUUU
Gigantopelta aegis is the source of this 1535-nucleotide messenger RNA. RefSeq names its product homeobox protein SIX6-like. Gene Ontology annotation, biological process: regulation of transcription by RNA polymerase II. The transcript is spliced from 2 exons. Gene Ontology annotation, molecular function: RNA polymerase II cis-regulatory region sequence-specific DNA binding; DNA-binding transcription factor activity, RNA polymerase II-specific. Lineage: Eukaryota; Metazoa; Mollusca; Gastropoda; Neomphalida; Peltospiridae. The coding region runs from base 307 to 1209 and encodes 300 amino acids. Gene Ontology annotation, cellular component: transcription regulator complex; nucleus. The record is from RefSeq and is a predicted model, not a curated record.